Molecule: messenger RNA, 4457 nt
Organism: Salmo salar (Atlantic salmon)
Lineage: Eukaryota; Metazoa; Chordata; Actinopteri; Salmoniformes; Salmonidae
Biological process (GO): signal transduction
Cellular component (GO): cytosol; plasma membrane
Source: RefSeq, a predicted model, not a curated record
AGAGGGGGGAGUGUUCGUGAAGAAACCAAUGGAAUGCUCGAGAGGUGUGUUCCUGCAGACAAAUGCCCACAUGCAGGAACGCCCCGAAUUACGUGCUGCAGUUGCAUACUAGUACACUAGGUUGGAGAGGCGCUUGCUCACUCCCAGGAUAGAUGAGUCGAGCCCAAUUCUGGGCUGGACAGGAAACAGGAGACGAAUGAGGAUGGGAGUAUGUAUGUGUUUGCAUGCCGAGCUGUUAGUUUAAAAAAUAUGAGGACAACGGGCACUACAAUUCGUUCAACUGAUUCACAGAAGCGUGUUAAUUUCGACCAUUAAUUCACCAAAUACCGUGAUUACUGCCUUUGGUUUUCAUCAUCCAUUGGGGUGAACACAGAAGAGGAGCCGCUGUUAAAUCCCAAUUUGACUGACAUAAAAGCUUAGUCCUGACUGUUGCGUUGGCUUCAUUUGACCUCUUUGACCUAAGUGGGACAAAGGGAGAGACACACCAGAGAUGGCAGAUAUGUCUGACGAUGAGCUGGACCACGGGGGAGUGGAGGAGGACAGUGAUAAGGAAGACCAGGACCUGGACAAAAUGUUUGGAGCCUGGUUGGGAGAGCUGGACAAACUCACACAGAGCCUGGAUGACGGGAAGCCACAGAAGCCAGUCCAGAAGGCCCCUCUCAGACAGGAAACCAACAUGGCUAACUUUUCUUACCGCUUCUCCAUGUACAACAUCAAUGAGGCUCUGAACCAGACGACAGAGACCGUAGACCUGGAUGCCCUGAUGGCUGACCUGUGUUCCAUAGAACAGGAGCUCAGCACCAUCGGUAAGCCCAACACCGGCACCGCCCGCCAGGCUAAAUGUCAACAACGAGGCCCGGGGGUUCGCAGCGCCAGUGCCAAGCAGACUGGCAGCGGUGGAGGCGGUAGCAGCGGGGGCAGCACCAGCAGUAGUACCCGGGCGUCACCAGCCUCCACCGUCCGAGGGGGCAGCUCCAACUCCCACGGGCGCCCGUCUGCAUCGAACUUCUCGCUGGACGACAUCACGGCCCAGUUAGAGCAGGCGUCACUCAGCAUGGACGAGGCAGCGCACCAGACUUCUUCCUCCUACUCCUCUGCCACCCUCCGGCGCCCCUCGGCGGGUUCCUCGUCCUCGCAGCACCGGAGGACGGGCUCAGUUGGCGCAGUUAGUGAACACGAGGCGGGGGGCCACUCCUCGAGGUCCAGCGUUAAUUCUGCGUCUGCGUCUGCGUCCAGCAUGGACUCUCUGGAUAUCGACAAGGUGCUGUCUAGGACAGCAGGAGGGGCCGAGCAGGAAGGGGAGUCCCAAGGCCCCCAGCCACCACAGGGCCCGGCCAGUACUGAGACCUCCCUGUCCCCAUGCAUGUUAACUGUGUGUGUUUGCAUCCUCUCUGCACCCAUAAUGCACCUCCCCGUUUCCCAGCAUGCCUCACUACUGCGACGGGCCAAUGGUAAGCCGGCCAGACGGCAGCUUGACUUCACCUCACGGGAGGGUGAAGUGGAUCUGGACACUCACUCCUAUCUGGACAGAGAAACGUCCCUCAUUCUGAAAAGCAUUGCAGGAAAGCCUUCUCACCUGCUGACCAAGGAGGAGCAGGGGGCCAAAGUGAAGGCCGAGAAGAUCCGAGUGGCCCUGGAGAAAAUCAAGGAGGCGCAAGUCAAAAAGCUGGUGAUCCGGGUGCACAUGUCGGACGAGAGCUCCAAGACCAUGAUGGUGGAUGAGAGACAGACUGUCAGACAGGUGCUGGACAGCCUGCUGGACAAGUCCCACUGUGGCUACAGCCCCGACUGGUCACUGGUGGAGAACAUCAAUGAGCUGCAAAUGGAGCGGAUCUUUGAGGACCAUGAGAACUUGGUGGAGAACCUAGUGAAUUGGACCAGAGACAGCCAUAACAAAGUGAUGUUCAUCGAGCGCAUUGAGAAAUAUGCCCUCUUCAAGAACCCCCAGAACUACUUGUUGGGGAGGAAGGAGACCUCUGAAAUGGCCGAUAGGAGUAAAGAGGCCCUACUGGAGGAGUGUUUCUGUGGCAGCUCAGUGUCAGUACCAGAAAUAGAGGGAAUCCUCUGGCUGAAGGAUGAUGGGAAGAAGUCGUGGAAGAAGCGAUACUUCCUGCUGCGAGCAUCAGGAAUCUACUACGUGCCGAAAGGCAAAGCUAAGGCCUCCAGGGACCUGGUAUGCUUUCUACAGCUGGACCACGUUAAUGUGUACUACGGCCAGGACUACCGCAGCAAGUACAAGGCCCCCACAGACUACUGUCUGGCCCUUAAGCACCCCCAGAUCCAGAAGAAGUCCCAGUACAUCAAGUAUCUGUGCUGUGACGACGUCAGGACCCUCCACCAAUGGUUCAACGGCAUUCGCAUCGCCAAGUACGGGAAACAGCUGUAUGUGAACUACCAGGAGGCCAUGAAGCGCACGGAGGCGGCCUACGACUGGUCCUCCCUCUCCACCUCCAGCAUCCGCUCUGGCUCCAGCUCCGGCUCAGCCAGUCUGCCCGAGUCCCAGUCGAACCACUCGGGCCAGUCAGACAGUGGAGUGGAUACGGCCUCCAGCCACGGACGCUCCCAGAGCGUGGUCAGCUCCAUCUUCUCUGAGGCCUGGAAGAGAGGAACGCAGAUGGAGGAGAACACCAGGAUGAGGGAGUCCACCCGAGGUGCCACCCUUCCCCACCCUGCCCACACGCACCGCCAGACCCCACAACUGGAGCCCCCUGCGUUGGCUGCGCCACCACAGCCACAACAGCAGCCGCCUCCCCAGACUCGCAGCAGCUACACCCACGCUCUACCCCCCAAGCCACAGGGGGGUACCUCCCCCCCACUUCAACAGCAACUGCCCCCCCAGAUCCGCAGCAGUUACACCCAGGUCUUGCCUUCCUUGCACCCCCAGCCCUCCCCUCCACCGCCCCAACAGCCCUCCCUCCACCGCCCCAACAGCCCUCCCCUCCACCGCCCCAACAGCCCUCCCCUCCACCGCCCCAACAGCCCUCCCCUCCACCGCCCCAACAGCUGCCCCCCCAGAUCCGCAGCAGUUACACCCAGGUCUUGCCUUCACUGCCCCAACAGCCCUCCCCUCCACCGCCCCAACAGCCCUCCCCUCCACCACCCCAACAGCUGCCCCCCAGAUCUGCAGCAGUUACACCCAGGUCUUGCCUUCCUUGCACCCCCAGCCCUCCCCUCCACCACCACAACAGCUGCCCCCCAGAUCCGCAGCAGUUACACCCAUGUCUUGCCUUCCCUGCCCUUCCCUCCACCGCCCCAACUGCCCUUCCCUCCACCGCCCCAACUGCCCUUCCCUCCACCACCGCCCCAACAGCCCUUCCCUCCACCACCGCCCCAACAGCCCUUCCCUCCACCGCCGCCCCAACAGCCCUUCCCUCCACCGCCGCCCCAACAGCCCUUCCCUCCACCGCCGCCCCAACAGCCCUUCCCUCCACCGCCGCCCCAACAGCCCUUCCCUCCACCGCCGCCCCAACAGCCCUUCCCUCCACCGCCGCCCCAACAGCCCUUCCCUCCACCGCCGCCCCAACAGCCCUUCCCUCCACCGCCGCCCCAACAGCCCUUCUCUCCACCGCCGCCCCAACAGCUGCCUCCCCAGAUCCGCAGUAGUUACACCCGGGUCUUGCCCUCCCUUUCACCACCCCCCCAGCCCACCCCUACACCACUCUCCCUGCCCCCCCAGCUUUCUCCACCACCCCAACAGCUACCCCCCCAGAUCCGCAGCAGUUACACCCAGGUCUUACCCUCCCUGCCGCCCCAGCCCUCUCCUCCACCACCCUCCCAGCUCUCUUCACCACCCCCCCAGCUCUCUCCUCCACCACCCCAACAGCUGUCCCCACAGCCCUACAGCAGCUACAACCAAGCUGUGCCCCCUCCACCCCCGCCACCCCCUCCCCCACCGCCCCUGCCUACCAGCAGCACCCCUCACCACUCGGGCCCCACAGUUUUCGCCAAGUACAGCACCAUCACCCGGCUGCAGAACCAGAACGCCGCCAAUCACCACAGGGCGCAAAACAACCACCAGAGCCCACCCAGGGCGUCAGCUCAAGCCCCGCCUCCUCCCCAUCAGACGGCUGUCAAACCGCUGGUCAACAACAUCAACGUCCCGCCUCCCCCGCCGCCCCCUUCCCCGCCCUCCAUGCCUGCUCUGGGGUCGGCCAUGGCCGCACUCCGGCUCGGGCCCCCCAGCCCGGCCACCCUGCCCCAGUUCAUCCCACCACCGCCGGAGAGCAACGACAUCCCCCCUCCCCCUCCACCACCCCCAGACCCCAUGCCAGGUCUGUGCCCAUUGCCCUACAGUGCCAACGCCCUCCAGCAGGCACUGGCCCAGAAGUUCCCCAGCGGUCCCCCCCAGGGCCUCUCUCCCCCGCUGCCAGACUGGUAGAGUCGUCCCCGGCACCGCCCCCUCCCCCGCCACCACCUCCUCCCCCGCCACCUCCCCCUCCUACCCCACCGCCUCCCCA